This is a messenger RNA of Fonsecaea nubica, 2913 nucleotides long. RefSeq lists its product as hypothetical. The record is from RefSeq and is a predicted model, not a curated record. Lineage: Eukaryota; Fungi; Ascomycota; Eurotiomycetes; Chaetothyriales; Herpotrichiellaceae. The coding region runs from base 1 to 2913 and encodes 970 amino acids. Gene Ontology annotation, molecular function: nucleic acid binding; ATP-dependent chromatin remodeler activity; hydrolase activity, acting on acid anhydrides, in phosphorus-containing anhydrides. The transcript has 2 exons.
AUGUCCAAAAGAAAAUUACCGUGGCAACCGGCAUCAGACAUCGUUGAUCUCACCGGAGACGACGAUGACGACGAUUCUCAGAACCAUUCGCGGUCCAAGGUCCCCAAGAAAACCCAGUCCUUCCGUUCUUCUCAAGGGCGCGCUACCCUUCCCACACCACCGUCUUCAAGUCAACCCGGAAAUUCCUCACAUCGCUCGAAACAAACACACAGAGAUUACACGCCGAGUCUUAGCCAACUCAGCCAGAGAUCCCACGGCAAUGCCGCACACGAUAGCUGGCUGGGCUCUACUCAGGAACAGGAGGCAGAUAUCGCCCGAGAGAUUGACCUGACAGAGGACUUGGAUGACGAUGUAUAUGACAAUUUUCAACUGUACGGUAUACUCAAUACCAAGAUCGUUGGCUGUCGAUUCUAUGAUGGCCAGGCCACGGUCGGAGAAUACGUGAGGGUCAGGCGGGAGCCCCGUAAUCAGUACGACAGCAAUGCCAUCAGAAUCGAUAAUGUCCUCCGUGAUCAAAUCGGCCAUAUCGGCAGGAAUGUAGCGGCAAAACUGGCACCGUUGAUGGACGCUGGCUCACUCCUGGUUGAAGGUGCUUUGACAGGUCCAAAGACCUACUACGACUGUCCCAUCGGUCUCAAACUGUUUGGCACCAACGACCCCGUUGCAGGUGCAGCUCUGGCCCGCCAGAUGCAAGAUCUGCAUCUGCCCAUUACAGAGUACAACAAGUCAGAAAGAGAACGCAAGAAGCGCCUGCAGGAGUUCGAGAAGCAGCAAAAGGCCAGAGAAAAGGCCGCCGCCGCAAUGCGGAAGCAAGGCAUGACGGUCUUUGACAACGAGGGACCGAACAAAUAUAGCAACAUGGGCGCCCACCCGGGCUUGGGCGCACAGACAGAACCAAGCAUGGAUCAACUUCUCAGUGGGACUGCGGUGUUCAAUCCCCGCGAUGUACAGAGCGUCGUCAACAAGCUUGGAGCCGGGGAAGAGGUGCUUUCGAACAUGUCCAUGGCAGAUCAGCCUAACGAGCUUGCUACGGUGCUACUACCUUACCAGAGACAAGGCCUCCAGUGGAUGCUGGACCAUGAGUCCCCCUCAUUGCCCAAGAGUGCUGAGGAUGUGGUUCAGAUGUGGAAGAAGACGGGCAAGUAUUACACCAAUAUUGCAACCAACUUCUCCUCAAGCAAGGCCCCCGAUCUGGCUAGUGGAGGGCUCCUUGCUGAUGAUAUGGGCUUGGGCAAGACUAUUCAAAUCAUUUCGCUCAUCAUGGCCGAUCCUCAUAAAAAUGGAGAUCCGACCCUUAUCAUUGCACCGCUCUCAGUCAUGAGUAACUGGAGCACGCAGGCCGCUUUGCACGUCAAGAAGAAGUAUGCGCCACGAAUUCUGACCUACCACGGUCCUCAAAACAAGGUAUUGCCGCCAGAGCAAUUGAAAGAGUACGAUAUCGUCAUCACAACAUAUCAAACGAUGACCCAGGAGCUCUUCCCAUACGGCAAGACCACGCCUCAAUCAACGACAGCACCGAAAGGGCUGUUCUCGGUGACAUGGCGACGCAUUGUCCUAGACGAAGGCCACCAGAUUCGGAACCCCAAGGCUAAAAUGUCGCAAGCAGCAUGUACUCUUCGGGCGACAUCUCGCUGGAUUCUGACAGGCACUCCUAUCGUCAACAGUCUGAAGGACCUGUACUCGCAUGUCAAGUUCCUUCGUUUGCCAGGUGGACUGACAGAGUUUGAGGUCUUCAACUCCAUUCUGAUACGGCCACUGAAGAAUGGGUACGAUGGAGCACGCCUACUUCUCCAGGCCCUGAUGUCGACCCUAUGUCUACGACGUAUGAAGGACAUGAAAUUCAUUGAUCUCCGGCUUCCUAACAUCACAUUUCACAAAUAUCCCGUGAAAUUUUUGGCGCAUGAGCAGGAGCGGUACGACGCUUUCAAGCAGGAGGCCAAAGGUCUGGUCGAAGCCGCAAAGGCCAAGAAAGGAGAUUCUACCAUGACACACUUGCUUGAAGUGCUUCUGAGGCUGCGCCAGACGUGCAAUCACUGGAAGAUGUGCGGGGAUGAGAGAGUGAGAAAAUUACUGGAGUUGGUGGAGUCGAAUGAAGUGGUGGACGUAACCAAUUCGGCGAACCGCAAAGCUCUACAGGAUAUGUUGCAGAUACAGAUUGACUCACAGGAGGAUUGUUGCGUCUGCUUGGAUUCAUUGGACAAUCCUGUCAUCACAGCCUGCGCACACACCUUUUGUCGGGCAUGCAUCGAGAGAGUGAUCGACACUCAGCACAAGUGCCCCAUGUGUCGUGCAUCUCUUCAAAACAGCGAGCAACUGGUCGAACCCGCAGCCGGAAUUGGCGAAGGUGACGAGGUAGAUCUUGAUAUUGAUCCUGAGACUACCAGCACCAAGAUCGAGGCGCUCGUCAAGGUGCUCAAGGCAUCUGAUUCGGAUCCUUCCGUCAAGACGGUGGUGUUUUCACAAUGGACAUCGUUCCUCGAUCUGGUCGAGGCUCAGCUUGUCCGCAACGGUUUACAAUUCACGCGCCUCGAUGGUAAAAUGAACUCGACGAGACGUGACGCGGCGAUUGAAUCACUGAAUUCUGACCCGUCUUGCAAAAUCAUGCUGGCGUCCCUUUCUGUGUGCUCUGUCGGCUUGAACCUUGUGGCCGCGAAUCAAGUCAUUCUCGCGGAUUCAUGGUGGGCUCCCGCCAUUGAAGAUCAAGCCGUGGACCGUGUCCAUCGCUUGGGCCAAACUCGAGAUUGCAAGGUCAUUCGCUUGGUCGUAGAAGGCACAGUCGAGGAUGAAGUGCUCGAGAUUCAGGCGAGAAAGCGGAAGUUGGCCUGCGAAGCGUUUGGAGAGAAGGAUGGGGGUAAAAAGAGAGAGGAGAGACGAGCAGGGACAUUGAGGGAUAUCGAAAGAUUGCUGGCCUAG